ACGCGGAGUCACACCGGUCUCCUCGGAGGAGAAGCUGGCCGACUGAUGCUGCAGCUGCCGCAACACCUCUGGAGGUGAUGCGUGAGGAAACGCGGUGCAGCAGCCGGUGAAGAAGAAGAAGAAGAAGGGGUGCGAACACAUGCUGGAGAGAUGCAGACAUACAACUACAACAACAACGUCUGACUCCGAGAAAGAGAGAGACUGAGAGAGAGAGAAAGAGAGAGGAACGAGGAGAGUGGAGCAAGAGGAAGGGGAGCAAAGCGACCAGCACCGGGAUUAGGUGGCUGGACCGGUGCAGCCUCUCAUCGGGGAUCCUCAACCCUCAAGGAGAGGAGGAGUACAGUCAAAACAAUCGUGAACAAUGGACCGGUGUUCAGCUGCAAAGAAAGUGAGCAGGAUGUCAGCCUGCAUGGCGUGGCUCCUGGUUCCCCUCCUUCUGUUUGGAUGCCAAAAAGGCGCCUGCCAGGAGGCUCAGAAGGAGGCUGCCGCCAACGACAGCACGGUGUUCACAAGGAUCUUGGACGGGCUUCUUGAUGGUUAUGACAACAGGCUGCGACCCGGCCUUGGAGAGAACGUCACAGAGAUCAAGACAGAUAUUUUUGUCACAAGCUUUGGACCGGUAUCCGACACAGAAAUGGAAUACACCAUCGAUGUGUUCUUCCGUCAGAGCUGGAAGGAUGAGCGCCUCUGCUUCAAAGGGCCUAUGGUGAUGUUGCCCUUGAACAACUUGCUGGCCAGCAACAUUUGGACACCGGACACGUUCUUCCUCAAUGGCAAGAAGUCCAUUGCUCACAAUAUGACCACACCAAACAAGCUGCUCAGGCUCAAGGAUGAUGGCACUCUGCUUUACACGAUGAGGUUGACAAUAUCGGCCGAAUGUCCCAUGCAACUGGAGGAUUUCCCCAUGGAUGCCCACGCCUGCCCUCUUAAGUUUGGCAGCUAUGCCUAUCCGGUGUCUGAGGUGGUAUACACAUGGACUAAAGAUGCUGCCAAGUCCGUAGUGGUGGCAGAAGAUGGCUCCAGACUCAACCAGUACCUUCUGGUUGGGCAAACCGCCGGCACAGAGGACAUACACACAAGCAGAGGUCAGUAUACAGUGAUGAUGGCCCACUUCUACCUGAAAAGGAAGAUUGGAUAUUUUGUCAUCCAGACAUAUAUGCCAUGUUUCAUGACUGUAAUCCUGUCCCAGGUGUCAUUUUGGCUAAAUAGAGAAUCUGUUCCUGCACGGACUGUUUUUGGGGUGACCACAGUUCUGACAAUGACCACCCUCAGCAUCAGUGCCAGGAACUCCCUCCCUAAAGUGGCCUACGCAACAGCAAUGGACUGGUUCAUUGCCGUCUGUUACGCUUUUGUCUUUUCGGCCCUGAUUGAGUUUGCCACUGUGAACUAUUUCACCAAGAGGAGCUGGGCAUGGGAUGGAAAGAAAGCUCUGGAGGCGCAGCACCCAAAGAAACGAGACCCCAUGGUGCUGUCGAAAAAGCCCAACAAUGUUUGCUCAGCAGCCGUCAACUACACACCAAACCUCAACAAGGACGUCUCCAUCUCCACCAUCUCCAACACGACGUCUGUGCAGCUCCGAGCCUCGGAGACCAAGAUGGUAGACCCAAAGAAGACCUACAACAGUGUCAGCAAGAUCGAUAAAAUGGCCCGGAUAGUGUUUCCUGUUCUUUUUGGAACCUUCAACCUUGUCUACUGGGCUACGUAUCUGAACAGGGAACCAGUGAUUGAAGGAGUUAUUGCUUCAACCUAGCUCUUUUUGGAACACUUUUUGAAAAACAGCAACUUACUUCAAGCACUUUUGAAGGCUGCAAUGGAAUCCUGUCCUUUUUGGGUUUUUUUUAAUGGUCUGAACGACCUGCUUGAUGGCUUUGUAACUAUGAACGGUGCUAUGCUUCUUCUGCAUUCAUCCUGCUGCAGUUCGCAUGUCGCACUUUUCAAAGGCAGCUGUGAAUAUUCCAGUCACAGCUUACAGCACAGGAGCACUCUCCAUUACUAAUACUUGACAACGGUUUCUCAAUCAAGUUGAGAUGUUUGCAGCUAGGCAUCACUUUGUUGCCAUGGAGCUAAUUGCCUGAGACGUUCUGAGCUUAUACUGGAAGAACUGCCAUAUUCCAAUGCAUUUAACAAGGGAUUUUUUUUAUGGAAUCCCUUGGGCCUUAGUGCAUUGAUAAUUUCACUUUAUGUUGCAUUGUUUGUUUGUUUGUUUUUUUUUAAAGUGAACCAUUUUCCUAUCACAUUCAAAGCCUUGAACCGCAAGUCAGGUUUUCCAAAAUGCCUCCUUUCUGGGAGGUGACAGAAAACAUACAUGUGGAGGACUGUCAUUGGAAUGGUUUCCUGAUCUUAAUCAUCAUCUCUGUAAAUGAAGAGACUCUUUAAUGCUCAUAAAAGUUUUACAAGGCUUCAUUUAGGGCAUGCCAACAAGAAUAUUAAAUAGAAAUAUCUUUGGCCCACUUUCACUCUGUGGCUGGACAGUUGUGGAUGAUGCGUUCUGUACAAAUUUCCCAUGUGUGCGGGAAAUUAAAUUUGAGCCUGGAAAGCUCAAGUUUGAAGUUAAAGUGAAUUCACAGACGAGCGACCCCCCCCCACGCGGUUCAAAUCAGCGAGAUGAUGCUGAGCAUGGCAUACAGAGUGUCCAGCAUCCCCAACAACUGUACGUUUGCAGAAUUGGGUAUCUUUAAUAGGGCUGUCAGAAAUCUACACUUUUUAUUAAUUACAUUAAAAUGUGUAGCAGACUUAACGCAUGUUAACGCUCUGUGUUAUGACAACACAGUGUAGCAACCCCCCAGUGUCUGAAGUCCUUACCCUAUUUAACAGCAGUUUAUGUAUCUCCAAGGUCGGCUCGACGCAGCCCCGCACACAACAAAAGUUCCUCCUGCACUAGAAGUGCUACAUGUCUGCAUGCGCCCAAAUCCGUACUGAGGCGGUACUCAUCCCCAAAUUUUGCCCACACUUGCAUGUACAGCGGGUUACGACCGGAAAACUCACCACACCCUGCCAAGUGCUCGCCCCCCCCACCCAAAACCCCCAAAUGCUGCACAAGCGCCACCCUAGUGAGACAUUUUUUGAGGCACAUUUUGCAGGUUUUAACACUUAUAUCACUCUCACAAAGACAGGAAGUCCCAUAUUGGCAGACAGACUGUGGCCGGGGUGGAGCUCAUUGGCAUUUUCGAGCAAGUAUCAGCCGAUAUCAUACUGUGCUUUUUCACUGAUAUCGGCCAAUGGCGAUCGGCAUACAACUUACUUGUGUUUGAAGUGUCACAUCAUAUUAUUCAUGGCAAGACAGAAAGGGAAAGCUUUGCUUUUGGGGAAUACUUGUGUAGAUAUUCUUCUCAUUGAAUCUUUUUGUCUUAAUGUUGAUAUGAACAUUUUUUCGGUGCUUGUAAAAAUUGGCAAAUGUGGCUUUUUAAUCAUUAUCUUGUUAUCUGAUUUGAUUCUUUUCUUUUGAUCGUUAAAACUGCGGUACAGCAGCUAUACAGGAGGUCUUAGCACAUCAUGUGACACAGCCUGCUGCUUUGAUCAAUUAGCUUUUGCUUCGUCAAAGGUAACUUUCUGGUGAUGAAAAGGCGAUGGCCUGCAGAGACAUGUCAAUAAAGAUCUGUUGUGCUGUACUGCUGUGCUGCACUUUGUAGUGACUCUACCGCCGACUUACUGGUAAAUGCUCCAUUUGCGCCCACCUCAAUGGAAUGUGCACAUCAGUAACGUGCUCAGCGGUUGUUCUCAGAAAAAUUGAAGCAGAGGUAGCAUAAAAGCAAGUCCGGGUAGUUGCAGCUCAAGAUCCUUUCAAGGUCUCCAUGGCAGCAAGUCCCCAAGAAGCCACUUGACAUCCCUUCCUAUUUAGCUUUUAAAAAAUCCAUGUUGCUCUCUACUGAUCCCAUAGAGCUUAGUACAAUUUAUUUGAGCUUUAUUAACCAAUGUUUGCAAAGGUAAUCCUUUGGGUUAGAUGAAAGUUGGUGAUAAAAGUUACAGAAAUGUAAGAUUCCUACUUGCUAACACAAGACAACUGUUGUUUUAUGCUUGAAUGGUUAAAGAUUGACUUAGUUUCAUAAGUCAGCCUCCUAUUUAUGUGUAGUUGUUGGCAGAAAAGUAACAUUAUUCACUCCUUGAAGUUGGUACCGUGAAAAUGGUAUGCUAAGGAUUCCUUUUAGACAGUGGAUGAAAGAAAAUGUGGACCUUGUAGUUCUAAAUAGAAAAUUAACGCUUGGUUUUAGCUACAGCUGUAAGAACUAAUCAAUGAUUAAUCAUCUUAACCUCCCAAAUGUUAAUAUUUCCUUAGCCAUGCAUGAAAGCAGACCUGUUUUAGGCAAGACAAGUUACCGUAUACACAUCAGGUUUGAGUUUUUUCUGAUACAUUGCGGACCAAACCACUAACUUGUUAUAAUAGUUUGGUUCAUAUUGGUUUAGUCUAUCUAAGGCCAAGCCAAUUACUUGAUCAAUCAAAACAAAAAAGGUUCAAAAUAAUUGCCUAUGAAAAUAUUUAUGGUUGGUUGCAGCCCGAGCUCAAACUAAUGAUGUGUUGAAAUAUUUUUUUUUCCAUGAAGUGUUGCUGGUUAUUUGCCAGUUAAGAACAAUUCUGCAGAGCUACGUCACAUGUGCAUGUACGCUCCUCCAUCAAAUGUCUUUUUUUUUUU
Molecule: messenger RNA, 4628 nt
Organism: Doryrhamphus excisus (bluestripe pipefish)
Lineage: Eukaryota; Metazoa; Chordata; Actinopteri; Syngnathiformes; Syngnathidae
Product: gamma-aminobutyric acid receptor subunit alpha-5-like
Biological process (GO): monoatomic ion transmembrane transport
Cellular component (GO): membrane
Molecular function (GO): GABA-A receptor activity; extracellular ligand-gated monoatomic ion channel activity
Source: RefSeq, a predicted model, not a curated record